AUGGCCGACGCACAUAAGGAACAGCAGAAAUUCCGCAUACUGGACCUACCAGCAGAGUUGCGCCUCAGGAUUUACGAAUAUGUGCUGAAAGAGCAAGACACGAUCUCCAUACUUUACAUCAACCGCACGAUCUCGCCGGGCGUAUACAAAAUGGAGUUUGUCCGCCCCGGCCAUCGGCGUGACAAGCACCAUCGCGGUGUUAUCUGGGACCGACGAAGUCGUGGAUGGGUUCCAGCGCCACCUUCGCCUACUGCACUCCUUUUAGUCAACAAACAAAUCAAUGCUGAAGCGACCAAAGUCCUAUACGGCAGCAAUCGCUUUAAAUUCGCGGACCUUUUUUGCCUCCGAGAAUUUAUAGAACUCCUCGGUGACCGAGCUCAAUGGUUCCAACAUAUUGAGUUAUCAAUCUCUCAGAACGCGUCGUGGACCUACACUUGGGGGAAUGUGCGGAAUGUCCGCGGCUGA
Molecule: messenger RNA, 465 nt
Organism: Fulvia fulva
Lineage: Eukaryota; Fungi; Ascomycota; Dothideomycetes; Mycosphaerellales; Mycosphaerellaceae
Exons: 4
Coding region: 1-465 (154 amino acids)
Source: RefSeq, a predicted model, not a curated record